AUGCUGGAGGGCGACGCGCCCGUGGCCGCCCCGAGGGCCGGGGACUCGGCGGGCAUGCACGAUUCGUGGAAGUGGAUCGCGAAGGAGCUUGGGCGAGGUGGCGAGGACGCGGAGGUCGUCCGAGGGUUGUGGGAAGCCGUGUGGUCGGCGUUUGCUCCGCGCAGGACGUGGAUAACGGACGCUGUCGGCUUCCGCAGAUGCGGCGCGACGGCCAAGCAUCUGCGACGCCCCUCCCUGGCUCCCGGCUUCUCCGCAAACGACGCGACCGCCAUCUUCCGCGCAGGCGCAUGCGCAGGGAUCGCCCUGGUCGUCUACGACACAGGCCAAGGGCAGCAGCCGUUUAUGUCCUCCUGGCGGACGGGCAACCAUGUGUUGAAGCACGUGGCGGAAUUCGAUGCCGGCGCAGUCGCACUCACAGGCGUGCACUUCGCACAGAGGGGUGCGCUCCCGGCGGGCACGCACCGCCACUCGUGGCUGAUGGGCGACGGCCUGUUGCCCAUCAAGGGGCGCCGCAGGGUCGGCGCGGCAAAGCGCGGCCUGGAGAAGGUGGUGCCGGGACUGGCGCAGCUGUUGGAGGGCGAUCCAAACUGCCGGCGAGAGUUCCUGGCGACCGUGGACGGGCAACAGGCGGCCGAGGAGUCCAGCGGAAUGAGACCAGCCCGAGCUGCGUUGGUUUACUGGCGUACGUUAGUGUGGCACAAGUUCGGGGCGAAGGGGUACGAGGGUGACCUGGAUGAGGAGGUGCCCCCUAUGCCGGGGGUUGUGCAAAUGGUGAAGUUCGCGGAGGCGAGCCCCGGGAUGGGCAGGGAUAAGAGGGCCCCGGAUUUUGAUCAGCGCAUGCCAUAUGACAAGCUGCUGGCCUGGAACGCCUACACCCUGGCCAGGGAUGUAAAAAGGGAUGUGGAAAAGGCGCGCCGCGCCGUUGGUCCACGGGUGGUGAUGGCAGCCGCGUGGACGUUCCGGAAAGGCAUUCGAGGGGAGGGUGCCUUUGCCGCAGAGCACGACGAGGUGCAACACGAGUGGCCGGUGGAGUUAUCCGGGGGGGCUGCAGCAAAGCGACGAUUGACAAUGGCGUCCUCUUCACCGCGGGCACCGCUGGGGCAAGCCGACCUGGACCAACUGUACCUCUGCCUUCAGGGCGCGUUGUCUUCGGACGUCGCUGCACAAAAGCGUGCGGAAGCAGCCCUGGCGGAUCUCUCCACAGCCGCGGGAUUCUGCUCAUGCCUUGUGGAGAUUAUUCGCAAAGCUGAGGCUGAUCACAGUGCCAGAUGGCUGGCAUCGGUGCAGCUAAAGAAUACGGUGGCCAAGCUCUGGAGGACCAAGAGGGACACAUCGGGCAUUUCACAGGAUGAGAAACAUCAUUUGCGGCAGAGUCUUCUUACCAUGAUUGGCCAGGAAGAUGACAAGAUUGCGCUGCAGAUGGCCCUCAUUUUUGGCAAGGUCGCAAGGAUUGACUUUCCAAGCCAAUGGCCUGACCUGAUUUCAUGCCUGAUGGCUGCACUGCGAACGGGCAACCCCUUGCUCUCACGCCGCACCUACCUUAUCUUGCACUAUGUACUCAAAGAGUUGUCAUCGAAGCGAUUGCCUGCAGAUCAGAAGCUGUUCGCAGAGGUGACCCUUGAACUUUUUGCACCUCUUUGGAAGGAGUGGUGCCAAAGCAGCACAGGCAUUGUUGAAAACUUGCCACAAGCCAUGGCACAGCCCCACGACUGCCAGGGACUUCUGGCCGUUUUUGAAAAUUGGUUGCAUUUGUUGAAGGUUGUUCAUUUGUUUUUGACGUUUGGACAUGGGAGCGAUGCAAGGGCUCUGGAGGUGGUUCCCGUCGUGUGCACUGCAGCACCAACACUGCUGCAGGUUCUGCAGAGCCUGAUGGCAAACAAGCCGAAACAGCCAGCCUCUGACAACCAGCUUCAUUCAGUCCUGGCGAAAGGGGUAGCAAAGGUUGCCAAAUUGCUGACAGCACUGCAGGAAGUGCAUCCUUGGUCGCUUGCCGACUCAGGAGCUCUGCUUGGCAGUCUCAAGUUCUUUGUCAGUCACCUAAUCGAAGCAGAGGCCAGGGGGGAGCCCCUCUUCGAGCGUCAUCUUGUGCAGGCCUCCAAAUUCAUAGUCAACUCAUUGCAGUGUAAAUCGUACAAGGGGAGCAGCCAGGGCUUGGCAAGCUCCGACAAAUGCAAGACACAGGGAUUUUGUGGCAGGGAGAUCGCUUGA
Molecule: messenger RNA, 2208 nt
Organism: Ostreobium quekettii
Lineage: Eukaryota; Viridiplantae; Chlorophyta; Ulvophyceae; Bryopsidales; Ostreobiaceae
Source: the annotation of a GenBank genome assembly